Molecule: messenger RNA, 3515 nt
Organism: Archocentrus centrarchus (flier cichlid)
Lineage: Eukaryota; Metazoa; Chordata; Actinopteri; Cichliformes; Cichlidae
Gene: nbn
Product: nibrin
Exons: 17
Coding region: 107-2629 (840 amino acids)
Biological process (GO): double-strand break repair via homologous recombination; telomere maintenance; mitotic G2 DNA damage checkpoint signaling
Cellular component (GO): nucleus; Mre11 complex
Molecular function (GO): damaged DNA binding; protein binding
Source: RefSeq, a predicted model, not a curated record
GCGGAAGGGUCACUACAUUCAUGGGUGGAUUCCUUAUUCAAAACAUUGCAUUAUUUUUGACUUGCUGCUCUUUUUGGUUUAUGCAAAAGCAACAGACAGAAGUAAAAUGUGGAUACUGACGCCCCAGCAGUCUGGAGCUGAGGCCCACUAUCUCCUCUCUGGUAAAGAGUAUGUGGUGGGCCGCAAGAAUUGUGACAUCCUUCUUCCAAGUGACCAGUCCAUCAGCAGGGUCCACGCUCAUAUAACUGCUGGCGACCAGACCUUGACUGUAAAAGAUGCCUCCAAGUACGGCACAUUUGUCAACAGCCAGCAGAUAACAGCACCGGUGAACCUGAACUCAGGGGAUUUGGUGACAUUUGGGGUUUUUCACAGCAAAUUCAGUGUGGUUCAUCUGCAGCCAGUGGUGUGUUCAUCGUGUUUGGACAACGAUGGCAAAGCAUCACUCUCUCAGGCCCUGUUAGCUUUGGGCGGAAAGCUGGUCAACAGCUGGUCUCAGGAUUGCACCCAUCUGGUUAUGUCUUCUGUUAAAGUCACCAUCAAGACCAUUUCUGCUCUGCUGUGCUGUCGUCCCAUCGUGAAGCCAGAGUUCUUCUUAGAGCUCAACAGAGCCGUUCAGCAGAAAUUACCACCCCCCAAAGCUGAGAGUUUUGUGCCUGAGAUCGAUGAGCCUAGCCUGAAUAAAGAGGAUGUUAACCUUGGAGCGAUUCCACUUCGCAAACAGCUUUUCACUGGAAGGACCUUUAUUUUUCUCAGUGCCAAACAGCUGAAGCGCCUUAAUGCAGCAGUGAGUUUGGGGGGUGGCAGGAGCCAUCUGCUGGAGGAGGGCUGCCUGCCCCGUGACCUGCUGGAGUCUCUGCAGAGCUGUGUGGUUGAUUUCACAACGGGCACCUCCCAAACUCUGCUUUCUCCCUCCUCCACAGAGUGGGCAAACUCUGUGAAGAGCAUCGUUCAAAGAAAAGGCCUUCGACUCAUCACAGAGUCUGAAAUCGGUCUGGCUGCCAUCUAUGCUUCCUGUGAAAAAUACUGCAAUCCUUCAAGCUCAGACUCAGACUCUGUAGCAAAAGUGACACCCAGAAUCCCAAGCGCGACGCUGUCACAGAGCGUUGCUGUGGAUGAGACCAUGUUACCUGCAGCAUCUCAGAACAUCACAGCGUAUGCAGUGAACACAGAGAUAUCACAGAGGAUGCAGGUUCGUGAGGUUGCCGGGGUGACGUCAGUAGGAGAAACACCCGAGAAGAAGCAAAACCCGAGCACGAGUCAGCUCCGUGGAUCCAAUCUGGUGGCUCAGAAGAUGACCACUCAGUGUGUUGUGGCUGAAACAAUGAGCUCACCGUUCACCAAAGUAGCAAACACAGAGUCACAGAAGAAGAAGUCUGACUCCAAACUAGCAGGUGAAGGCAGUUCUGAUAUUAGACCACCACCAGCCACUCCUAAGACUAACACUGGCAUGAGGACAUUCUCUCACAUGCAGCCUCCUCAGAAACCAAAAAUCUCUCUACAAGCUUCUCCACAGAAACAGUCAACUUUGACCAAUUUCUUUCAGUCAGUCAGCAAGAAAAGGCCUUUGGAGGACGAGCUCUCAGCUGUCAUGUCAGAGCCAAAGCGGCCUGUGCUAGAAUCACCCAUCACUGCUCGGGCACCAAAUAUCUCAACCACGUCUGAAGAAAGUGCCUCACUUCCACGCAGAGGCCUUGCAGCUGUGUCCCAGACUUCACUCAGGUCAGCAUCUGAUUUGUUCGUAGGACGGUCAGAGGCUCCCUCAGGGGACCCGCAGAAUAGAAAAAGGAAGGAGAUGGAAGAUGUGAUACAGAUGGAGGAACUGGAGUCCAUUAUGUCUGAAGAUAUGGACUGCUUUGAUGAGAAACCCUCCAUCAAUCAAGGUCAGCAAGCCAAGCUUGUGCACAGUUCAGCUAAACAGAAGCAAUUUUUAAAUCCUGUGGAGUCUUCAAGCAAGAGGCAACGAGUCCACCUAGAGGAAAAUGGGACAGCCAGUCAAAGGCCACAGGGCCCGGAGAAGGAGUCAAGUUUGCAUAAGAAUGGCCAGCGAUCUGAACAGUAUGGUGUCUGUAUUAAGACAGAGCCAAUUCACCCAACAGACUGCAUGACAACUAAUCAAGAGUCCACUAAACCAGCAGAAAUGUCAUCAGCCAGUACAAGUAAAAAUGUAAUUCCUUUUGAAGAAGAUGAUGUGUCCUUCAUUGAGGAUUUAGAACUACUCGAUGUAGAUAUUCCCCAGCACGAAGAGACUAAGAGUCCCCUAAAACCAGUUGUGAUCAAGCAGGAGGUCCAAGAGUCAAAGAGUGAUGAAGACCUUCUUAAGAAGCUGCUGUUGGUGGAGUUUAAAUCCCUCAUCGUGACAGCCCCUCCCAAAGCCAAGCAAAAUCAGACGCAGGACAACGGCUGCACAAAGAACUUCAAAUGUUUCCGCAAGAACCGUGUGCCAGGUUUGGAUGGCUUCCGGCACAUCAUCGGAGGAUCUGAUCUGCUAGUUCACAACCGGGGCACGAACUCUGAGCUGGAUGAAUGGCUGAAAGAUGCAGCUGAGGAGGAGCGACAGAGCAGGAAGGAUGAGACCAUAGGAGAUGAUCUCUUUAGGUACAACCCUACCAAACUAAGAAAGAGAAGAUGAAGAUGCCUUAAUUUUUGCAUCCUCCAGAGGGGAUUCAUUUCACAGGUACAGGAAGUAUGAAACUCUGGAAGUAAAAGAAGUAUGAGCCCCGUGUGGAAGGACUCCAGAAAUAACUUCAUGUAUCUCAUUAUGUGUGCAUUUCAGUUAUUGUUUUGCUGCUGUUCCUGUUCUGUCUGUAUGUGUCCCAUACUCUCCAACAAUUAAGCCACUGACAGCAAGCAAUGUAACCAAACAGUCAAAUGUUCAGAGAUUUUUCUUAGUUUUUAUUGGUCAAUAAUAAAAAACAUGGCAUACAAAACAUUAAAAACUCUUCAGUUGUACAAGAGAGCUUUAAAACUCUACAUGCUGAAAGCAGCUAUUCCUUCACUUUGAAGUUUAAGACCCAAUGUGUUCCCUGGUUUUAGCAGAACUACAGUAGAAACUCCAGAGGGAUUCAAGUGUUACCAUUUCUUAAACAAUCUCUAGAGAGCCGACCUCGCAGGCACUUUACCAGAUCUGAGACUGUUCAAAUAAAGAGUCAUCAUGCCAAGCAUCUUUUGGCCUUUCUGUGCAGAUAGCUAAAGCUCACCUGUCCCCCACAUAAUCACAAAGUGUGGCUUACAAGUUGAGAGUUAAUUUGGCAUUCAGCAUGAAUUGUGCAAUAACAGAAGUCUUCUUCUUUUUUUUUUUUUUUGUUUUUUUUUAAAUGGGCUACAGUUUGGCAAAAGUCAGGAGCCUGCCUUCAAGCACAAUUUGAAAUCACAUUAUUUUGCUUAAGUAUUUGCUACUUAAGUUACCUUUUGGAAUCUGUACAAGUCUCAACAGAAAAUAGAAAUAAGCUCCUUGCUUUACUAGCUGUGGACAGGUAUGUCUCACCUUGAUGUAAAAGACUCAUAUUUCUGUCUUU